GAUCCAUCACUUCAGCACUGACGGGAGGCCACCAUGCAUCGACGCCUGAUUCACCUGAGCCACGUUUCACUGUGGCUGGUUUUUGCUCAAGCCUUUGCGGAUUUGCCCCUGUGCACAGAGUCAGAUUAUCACUUUGAGUACACCCAGUGUGACGUACUUGGCUCUCGAUGGCGAGUGGCGGUUCCCAACAAAGCCAACACAUGCACAGGUCUACCAGAUCCAGUCAAAGGCACUCAGUGCACCUUCUCCUGUAGUGACGGGGAGUUUCUGGACAUGCAGUCACAGGAAUGUCAGAAGUGUACUGCAGGCACCUACUCUCUGGGCACCGGUGUGGCAUUUGAUGAGUGGGACAGCCUGCCGACAGGUUUUAUCACCCAUGGGGAGGCAACAAAUGGAGGGGACAGCCACACAGACUGCUCCAACUCAACUUGGACACCAGGGGGUGAAUUCAUUGCCUCAAACACAGAUGAGUGCACAGCGUUGUUGUCCUACGCUGUGAGUCUGAAGGAGCCUGGGACUGUGUCCUUCGAGUAUUUCUACUCGGAGAGCAGCAUCUACUUUGAGUUCUUUGUUCAGAAUGACCAGUGUCAGUCCACAGAUUCUGCAAACCGAUGGAUGAAGACCUCAGAGAAAAACUGGAGUAAAUACAAGGUUGAACUGAACAAGGGCAGUAAUGUGCUGUAUUGGAGAACCACAGCGUACACUCUGCUGGCCAGCACUGUCAAACCUGUGCUGUUGAGAAACAUCGCCAUCUCAGGUGUGGCCUACACAUCAGAGUGUUUCCGCUGUAAACCUGGCACCCAUAGUGCUAAAGCAGGAUCUGCCCGCUGUGCCCCCUGCCCCGCUGGUACUUACUCCACUAAGGGUGCCACUGUUUGCCAUGAGUGUGAACAAGACAAAUAUGCAGAGGCUGGUUCAGGGAACUGCAAACCGAGACCAGCGUGCACAAACAGUGACUACUUCUACACUCACACACCUUGUGACUCUGAGGGAAAGACGCAACUCAUGUUCAAGUGGAUUGAACCGAAGAUCUGCAACGAGACCAUUGCAGGAGCAGUGACGCUUCCUGCGUCAGGGGAGAAACAUACCUGUCCACCAUGUAACCCUGGUUUCUUUGUCACCAACUCCUCCACCUGCGAACCCUGCACCAACGGCCUCUACUCAAACGGAACAGCCUGUGCUCAGUGUCCUGUCGGCACAGAGCCAGUGGUGGGGUUCGAGUACAAAUGGUGGAACACAAUGCCGAGCAACAUGAAGAGCUCCAUCUUCAGACGAGAGUUGAGCGGCUCCAUCCAAAGAACGGCAUGGGAGGUGGCUGGCGAAUACAUUUACACAGCCCCUGGAGAUCAGGACACAGAUUAUCUGAUGCUCAUGCUCAACGUCCCUGGAUACAGGCUGCCUCAGUCUCUGGCCAAAGACAGUGAAAGGAGAGAACUGUCUCGUAUCACAUUUGUCUUUGAGACCAUGUGUACAGCUGACUGUAAACUCUUCUUCCUCGCUGGUUAUAAUCAGUGGAAUAACGUUGUGGUGGAGCAGUGGAAGGGCAGCAACAGCAAACAGUCGUACUCCUACCUCAUCCAGAGCAACAGCACCGUGAGCUUCACGUGGACGUUUCAACGCACAGAGAAAUUUAACAUUGAGAGGGAGUACAGUGGUGACAUUGCAAAGAUCUACGCCAUCCACAUCACCAACGUGAUGGAAGGUGUGGCUUCACAGUGUCGCCGCUGUGCCAUGACCUCUGAUGAGGCCUGUGUUCCCUGCCCACCGGGACACUAUAUGGUCAACAGGACAGGUGUGUGUAAGAGAUGCUCGCCGAACACUAUCAUCAGGGCUGAGCAGCCGGUCGGAGAGGAUGCCUGUAUCCGCUGUGGUCCAAACACAAAGAGAAACAAGGCCUACUCAGCUUGUCUCAGUGACUGUAUGCUGGAUGUGAAGACGAGAGGAGGAGCACUACUGCACUAUGACUUCUCUCCUCUGGCCAACGCCACCGGCUUCCACAGCAGCCCCCGCUUCACCAGCAAAGGCCUGAAAUAUCACCAGAGCUUUAAUGUUGCUCUGUGUGGGAAAGAGAGUCGUAUGCCAGCUACCUGUGUGGACAAUGCAACAGGGAGUGGGAAGGAGGUCAAAGGUUACCUCUGCCAGUCCACUGUAGUUCCGUCUGAAAUCAGGAGUCAGAGCGUGGUGUCCUCGCAGCCGAUCCUCAUCGGUGACUCACUUGUCGGCAUCACCACUGAAAUGAAGCUGAGCGGCAUCUCCUCUCCUGAAUGGCUGUUCCCGUCUGCGUCCAUGUUGAAGGACGUCAUCUUCUAUUACAAGUCCAGUGAGACGACUCAGGCUUGUAAACAAGGCAGGUCGGCCGCCAUCAGACUGAGAUGUGAUCCAGCAGUGACUGCUAAAGACCACAUCACUCUGCCGAGUAACUGUUCAGAAGGGACGUGUGAUGGUUGUGUGUUCCACCUCCUAUGGCAGAGCCAGCAUGCAUGUCCACUUUGCACCAAUAGCCACUACAGAGAAAUCGUCAGCGCUUGUAUCCAGGGAAUACAGAAAACCACCUAUGUGUGGCAGCAGCCGUUAAAGUGUUAUGGAGGAAAAUCUCUACCAGCACAAAAAGUCAGCGCCUGUGUGAGUCUGGAUUUCUGGCUCAAGUUUGGUGUGACCACGGGAAUAGUUGCUGCUGUGCUGCUCAUCACUGUCAGCUGCUAUUUCUGGAAGAAGACGCGCAGGUUGCAGUAUAAAUACUCCAAGCUGAUGAUGAGCUCUGGGGGAAAUGAGUGUGAGCUGCCCACCGCAGACAGCUGUGCAAUAAUGGAGGGAGAAGACGCAGAGGAUGAACUCAUGGACUUAACCAAGAAAUCUUUUUUCACCAAAAUUAAGUCCUUCUCACGAGAGAGGACAUCAGACGGAUUUGACUCAGUUCCGCUGAAGUCGUCAUCUUCUCGCUUCCAACAGGAGGAUGAGGAUUCGGAUGAAGCUUAAAUCAGACGAUGAACAGAUCUUUGAUGGUCGAAUGAAUUUGAUUUGUUACAACGAAUGUUGGCUUACUGAGGGAGUUUAAAAUAAUGUUAAGAGUGGUGAUUAGUAUUAUUUGUCAUAUGUUAGGUUUCCAAAUCUAACAGUGAAAUACAAAGUCUCCACAUUGGGGAUAUUGUGUAUUUAAAAAAAUUAAAAACUGUGUUGAAAAAAUUAUCUGACACUGUGGAUGAAGUUACACUUUUUAUAGAUUUGAUUGUUUGUGUACAUUUAAUAUAACUUUAACUAUAUGUUUAAUUUUUCUCUUUUUUAUUUGACCAGAGAUGUAGUUCAGUCAGAUAUUGUUAUUUGUUCAUUUAUGAUUUUUAUUUGCUUUGGCUUUUGAUAACAUUGUCUGCUGCAUUUAUGUUCAGGCCAUUAUUUUGUUUUACUGUGAAGUAAAGACCUAUUCUACAUGUAAAAACUAUAAAUGUGCAUCUCUAAAAAUGUAUACAACUAAAA
Molecule: messenger RNA, 3471 nt
Organism: Paralichthys olivaceus (Japanese flounder)
Lineage: Eukaryota; Metazoa; Chordata; Actinopteri; Pleuronectiformes; Paralichthyidae
Gene: elapor1
Product: endosome-lysosome associated apoptosis and autophagy regulator 1
Biological process (GO): autophagosome assembly; positive regulation of vacuole organization
Cellular component (GO): lysosome; trans-Golgi network; plasma membrane
Source: RefSeq, a predicted model, not a curated record